CCGCCCUGUCUCUCGGCGGCGGCGGCGGCGGCGGCGGCUCGCGCAGCUUGUUGGCUCGCUAUAUAAAGGGGAGAAGCGAGCGGACCGGACGGCUGGAGCUGCAGCCGGUGGCGGCAGCGGCGGCGCGGGGAGCGGUGACCGGUGGUUUCCCUCCUUGGCACGGGGUGGGGAGUGGGCAACGCCCCCCGGACCCCCGAAGGGUCUUGGCGUGUUUUUUUUUUUUAAGGCAUUUCUCGAGGUUUUUAGCUUCGGGAGGAGAGAGUGUCCCCUUCCUUCUCCUCUCACCGCUUCCCCCUCUCCCUCAGAAUCGAUUUUGUUUCCAUUUUUUGCCCCAAUCUGUGGUGACUUGGGUCGCCCUCCGGGUGGUUUUUCUUUUCUUUUUUUUUUUUCUUUUUGGUUUUGUUUUGACCGUGUUUUCCCGGGGUUACCCCCGUGUUGUUUGUGUUGUGUGUGGAAAUGGCGAACUCGGCAAAUACAAACACCGUGCCUAAAUUAUAUAGAUCUGUUAUUGAAGAUGUUAUUAAUGAUGUGAGAGACAUCUUUCUGGAUGAUGGAGUAGAUGAACAAGUCCUGAUGGAACUAAAAACUUUGUGGGAGAAUAAACUAAUGCAGUCUAGAGCAGUAGAUGGAUUUCAUUCAGAAGAGCAACAACUUUUAUUGCAAGUUCAACAGCAACAUCAACCCCAGCAGCAACAGCAUCACCACCACCACCACCAUCAGCAAGCUCAGCCUCAGCAGACAGUACCUCAGCAAGCCCAGACCCAGCAGGUCCUUAUUCCUGCAUCACAGCAAGCCACGGCACCUCAAGUUAUUGUUCCUGAUUCUAAGCUGAUACAGCACAUGAAUGCAUCAAACAUGAGUGCUGCUGCUACAGCUGCAACUUUGGCACUCCCUGCAGGUGUGACUCCUGUUCAACAGAUAUUAACAAAUUCAGGCCAGCUUCUUCAGGUGGUCAGAGCAGCCAAUGGUGCCCAAUACAUCUUUCAGCCUCAGCAGUCAGUGGUUCUACAGCAACAGGUUAUACCACAAAUGCAGCCUGGUGGAGUACAAGCUCCAGUUAUACAACAGGUAUUGGCCCCUCUUCCUGGAGGGAUUUCACCACAGACAGGUGUCAUCAUCCAGCCUCAGCAAAUCUUAUUUACAGGAAAUAAGACUCAAGUUAUACCUACAACAGUGGCAGCACCUACACCAGCACAAGCACAGAUAACUGCCACUGGCCAGCAGCAGCCGCAGGCCCAGCCUGCUCAACAGCAAGCUCCAUUGGUGUUACAAGUUGAUGGAACUGGGGAUACGUCAUCUGAAGAAGAUGAAGAUGAAGAAGAAGAUUAUGAUGACGAUGAAGAGGAAGACAAAGAGAAAGAUGGAGCUGAGGAUGGACAGGUGGAAGAAGAACCACUCAAUAGUGAAGAUGAUGUGAGUGAUGAGGAAGGACAGGAACUCUUUGACACAGAAAAUGUUGUUGUAUGCCAAUAUGAUAAGAUACAUAGGAGUAAAAACAAAUGGAAGUUUCAUCUUAAGGAUGGCAUUAUGAAUCUUAAUGGAAGAGAUUAUAUAUUUUCCAAAGCCAUUGGAGAUGCAGAAUGGUGAAGAGUCGCCUCUUUUCUUUUAUAAAUAAAACAAAAGAAACUUAAAAAAAAAUUUAAAACAGACGGUUUGAAACUUGGGACAUAGACCAACCAAAAUUUCACUUCUGCAUGUCAGAAAAGUGCAGUAGAAGCAAAGCUACUGGAACAAAGAUAGACCUUGACAACAUAGACACUACUCUAACUGGCAAGCCAUGGAACUGUAGCACCUGGGGUUGUUGGGGGGUGGAGGGGUGGGGUGGGUUUUGUGUAGGAAAACCAUAACUGUUGAUUUUAAAUACAGGUACCUGCCACUGGUAAUUAGCAUGUAAAGCUUUCUCUAUAUUCCUUCCUCCAACUUGGAUUCAAUCAGAAGAUAACUUGUUGGAAUGAACUGAAGAAACUUCCCUUUUGAUAGAUUGAAUUGAAACUGCUUAUUGUAUGUGGUUAUAUUUGGUAAAAAUUGCGUGUGAGGUUUUUACAAAAGGGUAAGAAUUACGGUGUUGAAUUUUAAUUCACUUGUAUAAGAAAACAAUUUAAAACUCAUAAUAGGUCUUAAAUAUUUUUACUUGCUGUUCUCCCUCAAUAAUAUAUACCUCUUCCUUCCUGGCUUAAUGAAACAGCUACUUAUAUUUAAAGGAGGUAAUCAGUGAUCACAGUUUAAAGAAAGAAUUUGACCCAGGUAUGAAUAUUUUAAUUAGGUUUUCAGACUUAUUAAAUGCAGUUUGAUGACAUGGGUCUUGACUGUGUUGAAUGGAAUUAAAAUGACAACUUUAAUUUCCUUGCCAAAAGUUUAUUUCUUUUAGUUACCACCUUAAAAAGAAACCCCAAAUUGUCUCCUCAGGAAUACACUUUUUUGACAGAGGACCAUCUGGUUGAGUUGUAUUGCACAUGAGCGUUGGCCGACUUUCCUGUUGGCUCCAGUAUGUGCUUACACAUGUGUUUAGUCUUUUCCCAUUCAGAUAACAUUCUGUGCGUUGAAGCAUAGAGCAGGUGAUGAGGACCUAGAUUUUUAUUAAGAAAUUUAGUAAUGUAAAGAUCUCUUGUGUUUACUAGUAAGAAAUAAAAGACUUACUAUUCUAAUUGAACAAAUUUUUUAGAAACAGCUUUGUAAUUUGAGAGGGAAAUUUGGGGGAUAGGAAAGGGGAUGGGCCACUAAAGUACAUAUUUACCUCUUCAUUUGGUGACCCUUCCAGGCCAUUGAUAAUACAGACAUGGGCUCCAGUUUGCACAUCUGGAAGAAAGCAUAGAAAUUUGACUUGUACAUUAAAAAUAAUAGAAGUGUAAUAAGUGUAUUGAGAAUGCAUAGUUCUGUAUUCUGUAAGGGGCUCAAAAGAACAAUAUGGCACUGCUGUGUUGAGCGUGAAUUAGCUGCUUGGGAGAGCAGCAGAACACUUGUCUUCACUUUUGUGUUCUUGAAACUGAUUUGACUUCAUGGAUUAUUUUAACAAAAUUAACAUGUGUUUAAGUUGCUUGCCUGUUGAUUUUUUUUUUUAGUCUUCCGGUUUUGUCUUCCUUUUAUUUGCCUUUGUGUGUUUCCAGAAGUAACACUUAAACACUUUAAAGUUUAUUGCAAAGAAGAAAACUGUGAGCUAUUAUAUAGUGUUUUUUUUUUUCUUCCUUUUUUUAAAACAUAAGUCUUUAACCUUUUCAAAAAGCCCUUUUUUUUUUUUUUUACUCCUACUUCACACCCUACUUACCCACUUGGUCGCGUUAAGUUCUCUGAACUUUAGUAUAAACCGUGGUGUCUAGCAUGCUAACAAUUAGGUUUUAUUUAGAUGCCAUAACUGGUAAUACAGUUUUUAUUUUGGUUAUACUAAUUUAGUUCUUUGAGGGAAGGUUUGUUUACCCUCUAUUUUGAAAGCAGACACAGGUUUAUUAAGACAGAGAAGAGGAGGAAGGAGAGAGUAAGAUCACAGAAGUCCUGUUGCUCACUUACCCUUCAGUAUAGUGCUAGUAGGUUUCUAUUUACACAUUGAAGAAGUUAAUGACCUGAACUACCUAUGAAAAUUUAGCAGUGCUGCAGUGUUGCUUAAGUGAAAUGCGUUGGCUGUCUAGUAGUUCUUAUGCUACUGAAACUUGGAUUAUUGUAUCAUAUUCAGCUCAUGUCUUCGGCCCCCAGUAUAGACAAACAUUCAUAUUAACAGUGGCAUUGUAUACUGACCUGUUUUUAUAACUUUAUUUUCAAACAUGAACAACUACUGCUUUCAGAGUGACUCAUUAGAGUUCUUUUGAAGCAGGAAACAACCAUUUGUAUUUGCACCUGUGUACUGCAUAUUAGGCAAAUGCUUUUCUUUUACCUGUGAAAAUACUGAAAGCUGGUUCAAACAACACUUCAUACCAAAUCGUGCUCUUAUAUAUUAUGUAUUGUGUUAACUUUUUAAUCAAAUAGCAUGUUUUAGUUUUAUUAUAGUGGCUUUUACUAUAAGAAUGUCAUUUGCUUAUCUUUUAUUGUACUUGAAUUCUUAAUCAUGCUUUUAACAUUGUAUUUAACAAAUCAUUUCAUUAGGUUACUACAUUAAAAUGUCAUUCCUUUGAAAAGGCAAGGGAUUCCCACUUUCAGAAUUUUAAAAUGAAAGUAGCUUAUUCAUGGAAAGGGGGAAAUAGUUGAGUCUUGGUGGUUUCAGAAGAGGAUUUAUUUUGAUUUGCACAGAUGAUGAUGGCACCUUUUACUUAAAAACAAAAAGAAAAUUAACGUUAGAAAUAGUGCUAAGGAAAAUUCACACAAAAUUACCAUAUAAAGUGUGGGAAUGUGUGCCUUUCAGUUACACAAGGAACUCUUGCUUAGUAGUUAUUUGGAUAAUCAAACCACUUGCAUGCCUGAGAGCACAUUUAAUCUCCAUGGAGUGCCACUUGUGGCUGAAACAACUCUGUAACGUGCAAUUAGUACCUAGAGUAAAUGUCUGUUUGAGGGAGAUCUCUAUAUUGAGCGUUUAUUUUUUUAAAUGCUCACAUUUCUUUAUUUUAAUUAAAUGCCAUCAGAAUGUCACAUUUUUACACUGUUGCCUUUUUUAAAAUCAAAGCCACUCUGAUGUUAUUCUUUGAUUACAUCAAGAUUUGAGCAGUGCGUAUAGUGAUUGAAAUGUGUUUUUCACAGCAUAAUAGAUGCUGGGUUUUGAAAACUAGAACAUAAAAAUAUAGUAUCUUUUGUAUAAAGAUUUUCUUUUGCUAUAGGGAAAAUCGGCAAUUUGGUUUUCCUUUUUUCUCUGGCUUUGAUGGAGGAAUGAAAAGUUGUCUCCCUCUAAGGGUAACCUUUCUAUUAUCUCAUAGCAAUAAUAUCAUUAUUAUCAGAGGGUAAAAUAUAAGAAACAGACAUGAUUUCCCUUUAUAACAUAACAUUUUCUUCCACUUGAGAAAAAUUCAUUUAUUUUCAGGUUAUUUCAUCUUGAAUUUUUUGAGCUUUUGUGCAAUGUAAUAUUUUAUUGAUCUGUGUUUGUACAUUUUCAGUUUGUUUCAUGCCUAUCUCCUGCUUACCUGUCUGAAUCAGCUAUAGCAGAUUUUGAAUUCAUUGGUUGAAAAAUAGUUGUUUUAUAUGUUUUCUCAUGGGUUUGUGUUAAAUAAUUUUGCAUUUUAAUCCUCUAUUAUGCUAUGGAAAUUAUUAUUUACUUUUUAAGCCUGCCUUAGUCUAUUUUUGUCAUUUUCUAUGGUUUAAAGAAGAACACACCAAACUUACUAUUUUUGUUUUGAGGAACAAAGGAGUUUUUUUUUUCUUCCUUUUAAGGGAAGAACUGCAUUGAGUUAAUAAUUACUCUUUCCGUCAAGUUUCCUUAAAUCAGUCCAGUAUGUAUCAGGGCUGCAAUUUUGGGGGAGGGGCUAAUCUUUUUUGCUGUUCUGGGCUACUGUUGUCAACUGCUGUUGUACAUACUGUUAUGUCUAAGGGCGUAAAUAUAUUUAUUAUGUUUGUAAAAUUCAUUCUGUACAAUUGCAGAUCAAGGUUGCUCUUCUGUGAUAUAUGGGAUAUUAUGUUUUAAAAACCAUCUUGGAAUACAAUUAGAGAACUUAGUAUUUUGAUGUACUAAGACCUAUUUUAAGUUUAAUAUUUUACCUUUGCAAAAACUUUAAUUAAAGAUGUUAUUUAAAAAAAGUAACGUUGCUUGCUUUGCUUAUUAGAAUAUGACAUUGUUAUAUAGAUUACUGAAUAAAAUCAUGCAAUUGAGAAAGGAAAUUGCUUUACAUUUGUUAAUGAGGAUGAGUUUAACUCGAAAAAAAGGUAUCAUUAAAUUCUGUACCUUUAAGAUAAGUAGAUUGGGAUGUCAAUCUGAAUUAUUAAACUCUUAAAAAUUCUUAAUAGUAGCUUUUUUAAAAAUUGUAUCUUCUAGAGACAAUUUAGUUGGGGCUAAAUUCACAUCAACAAAAUGUCACUAAAACUGGAUUAAAAAGUAGCACAUUGUAUUAAAUGGGUAUUUUCUACUCCAGAACAUUGAUUACUUAGCAUAAUAUUUGAGAACAUUAUUUUCUUCUCUGUUUAGCUAAAUCUUUUUCUCUUAGUUCAGAGUUUGUAAAUAAUUGCCUAUUAAGAGAAUUGGAUUAUUGAGGUUUGUAUUACAUAUUGAAUAUAUUUUGUGUUAUUUUUAAAGAUGCUAAAUAAUUAGCAGGUAUUUUAAUUUUUCAAAUGGUUAAGAAAGCAAGCUUGCCUUUUGUAGCUUUUUUAUCCUGUUAAAACUAGGAAACGUGCAGUUUUAACUAUUAAUCAUAAUAAAGAUAUUUUAUUUAUUGGCAGCAA
Oryctolagus cuniculus (rabbit) is the source of this 6285-nucleotide messenger RNA. It is a transcript of the gene GTF2A1, whose product is annotated as general transcription factor IIA subunit 1. Gene Ontology annotation, biological process: transcription initiation at RNA polymerase II promoter; transcription by RNA polymerase II. Gene Ontology annotation, cellular component: transcription factor TFIIA complex. The record is from RefSeq and is a predicted model, not a curated record. NCBI's taxonomy places the organism in Eukaryota, Metazoa, Chordata, Mammalia, Lagomorpha, Leporidae.